UUUAUUUAAAAAUGAAUGUUUUCUAAUUAGUAAAAAGAUAAAAUAAAUUCGAUUAAUGGUUUAUGUGUAGAUAAGCAGAUGCUCGAUUAAUCGAGUAAAUGAUAACGAACGUAGAAACUAUUAUUAUUGAUAAUUUUACCAGUUUCCCAAGAAAUAUCGUCAGAUUUAUCGCUAGAUCUCUGUUAUUUCACGAUCAAGAAUUUAGUUUUUAAUGUUAGCCUUAAAUAAAAUAAUGCUGAAAUUGAAUCCAUUUAUUUGUGGAACUAGUGGCAAGAAACAUGGAAAUAUUUUCGGGUAUAUUUAAUGUGACAUCAUAAAAGAAACUUUGUCGUAAGAAAUGGACAUGGAUAAUAUACUAAGGAAUUUGCCAACAACGACACCAAAUGAUACUAAGAAUUUGCAAAUUCUCGUUUUACCAGGCAGUGCAAUUUAUUGGUCAAUUAUCGACAUAUUACUAUUUCUUCUCAUCGUCUUUGGCAAUGUCUUGACAAUACUCGCUGUUAAAAUGAGUCGUCGUUUACGUCACGUUAUAUCAAAUUAUUUGAUAAUGAAUCUCGCCAUUUCUGAUCUUUUAGUUGGUCUAACGUUACCAUACCACUUAGGAUUUUAUUUCAGUGAGUCUCUAAACAAAACUGAAGCAACAUGCAUAUUGAGAUUUGUCUUGAUAAGUUUAGCAUGUUGCGCGAGUGUUUUUAAUGUCAGUGCAAUCGCUAUUGAUCGUUACAUUGCAAUUAUUUAUCCAUUUAAUUAUUCGACAUUUAUAACGUUAAAAGUGAUUUUUCAAAUUAUUGCAAUUGGCUGGAUUAUAUCAAUAGCAAUAUCAACGAUACCAGUCUAUUGGCAUAAUUUCGAUUCAACCUCUGUCUGUGAAUUAGGAAUUGUUCUACCAAGAUAUUACGUGGUUGCAAUAUUGACACCAAUAUUUUUCAUUGUUUGGAUCAGUGUAUUAAUAUUAUAUCUAAAAAUUUGGAAAGAAACGAAUGUUCACAUGCAGAGAUUAAAAUCAAAUGGAGUUGACAAAUCAAAUUCUAGGGAUCGAAAAAAUAUUCAGGUGGUGUUUUUAAUAGUUGGAUGUUUUUCACUAUGCUGGCUACCAUAUUUGAUAGUUGCUUGCACACGUGCUUUUGAUUUCUACAAAAAAUCAACACCAAUAAUAUACAAAAUUACAUUUUCUCUUGUAAUGGCCAACAGUGGAAUGAAUCCAAUGAUUUAUGCAUGGAAAAAUUCAAAUUUUCGAAAAGCAUUCCAACGGUUAUUGCACUUUCAAUCGCCAAAUCACGAUGACUUUAAUUCCAGUUUAAAGCAUUAUUUAAGAAAGCAAAGUGAAUUAUCCGGGCAAAGAAUUAAUAAUGACGAUAUCAGUAAAUCAACGCAAGACACAAAUUUACAAACAAUUUACGAUAAUUGUACCUUUAAAUCUAAUCGAUCUUUAGAAAUGACUGUACUUUGAUUCAUCAGUAUUAUUUAUUCAUUAUUUGCAAAUAAAAUUGGAGAAAUCGUUUAAUAA
Leptopilina heterotoma is the source of this 1507-nucleotide messenger RNA. It is a transcript of the gene mAChR-C, whose product is annotated as D(2) dopamine receptor. Gene Ontology annotation, molecular function: G protein-coupled serotonin receptor activity; neurotransmitter receptor activity. The coding region runs from base 338 to 1450 and encodes 370 amino acids. NCBI's taxonomy places the organism in Eukaryota, Metazoa, Arthropoda, Insecta, Hymenoptera, Figitidae. Gene Ontology annotation, cellular component: membrane; dendrite. The record is from RefSeq and is a predicted model, not a curated record. The transcript is spliced from 5 exons. Gene Ontology annotation, biological process: chemical synaptic transmission; G protein-coupled receptor signaling pathway, coupled to cyclic nucleotide second messenger.